CCUUCCACUUCCGCUGUCGGGCCGCCGGCCCCGCCCCUAGCCUCCCUCCCGUUGGGUCCUAGCGCCGGCCCCACUCCGAGUGUCCCGGGCUCUGCCGGUGCUAGGCACCGCCGCCGAAGCUGCGGAGCCUGUGGAAGUCGAACCAGAGGAGGCCCACCCACCAAGGCCAUGGAGGAGGAGGCUACUGAGGCCAAGUCCCCAGGACCCUGCUACAAGCGCUGUGGACGCCGUUUCAAGUGCCUGUUCUGUACAAAGACGUUUCCAAAUGCUCCCAGGGCGGCGCGCCAUGCUGCUACACAUGCACCUACCGACUGCACCGAGGAGGUGAAUGAGGUCCAGCCAAAGGUGGAUACAGAGCCCAAGGCCGAGGAAGCCAGUGGAGACAAGGUGUCUGGCUCGGCAGCCAAGCCCAGGCCCUAUGCCUGCCCACUGUGCCCCAAGGCCUACAAGACGGCUCCUGAGCUCCGCAGCCAUGGGCGCAGUCACACCGGUGAGAAGCCCUUCCCAUGCCCAGAGUGCGGCCGCCGUUUCAUGCAGCCAGUGUGCCUGCGUGUGCACCUGGCCUCACACGCUGGUGAGCUGCCCUUCCGAUGUACACACUGCCCCAAGGCUUAUGGUACGCUGUCUAAACUCAAGAUUCACCAGCGUGGACACACAGGUGAGCGGCCCUAUGCCUGCACUGACUGCGGGAAGAGCUUCGCCGAUCCUUCAGUGUUCCGCAAGCACCGGCGCACGCACGCGGGCCUGCGGCCCUACAGCUGCGAGCGCUGUGGCAAGGCCUAUGCUGAGCUCAAGGACUUACGAAACCACGAACGGUCCCACACGGGUGAGCGCCCCUUCCUCUGCUCCGAGUGUGGUAAAAGCUUCUCCCGAUCCUCUUCCCUCACCUGCCACCAGCGUAUCCACGCAGCCCAGAAGCCCUAUCGCUGCCCGGCUUGUGGUAAAGGCUUCACGCAGCUCAGCUCCUACCAAAGCCACGAGCGCACGCACUCGGGCGAGAAGCCCUUCCUGUGCCCCCGCUGUGGCCGCAUGUUCUCGGACCCCUCGAGCUUCCGCCGCCACCAGCGGGCACACGAGGGCGUGAAGCCUUACCGCUGCGAGAAGUGCGGCAAGGACUUCCGGCAGCCCGCCGACCUGGCCAUGCACCGGCGAGUGCACACCGGCGACCGGCCCUUCAAGUGCCUGCAGUGCGACAAGACUUUCGUAGCCUCCUGGGACCUUAAGCGGCAUGCAUUGGUGCACUCGGGCCAGCGGCCCUUCCGCUGUGAGGAGUGUGGGCGAGCCUUUGCUGAGCGAGCCAGCCUCACCAAGCACAGCCGCAUGCACUCCGGCGAGCGCCCUUUCCACUGUAACGCCUGUGGGAAAUCCUUUGUGGUGUUAUCCAGCCUCAGGAAGCACGAGCGUACCCACAGAAGCAAUGAGACUACAGGAGCUGCCCCCCAGCAGGAGCUGGUACUGGGGCUGGCGCUGCCUGUAGGUGUCGUGGGUGAGGGCUCAGCUGCCCCUGUGGCAGGUGCAGGGCUAGGCGACCCUCCAGCGGGGCUGCUAGGGUUACCCCCAGAGUCCAGUGGUGUAGUGGCCACGCAGUGGCAAGUGGUGGGCAUGACUGUAGAGCAUGUGGAGUGCCAAGAUGCUGGCGUUGGGGAAGCUCCUGGCACCCUGGGAGAUGCAGGAGGAGAGGUGGGGGGUGAGGAGACCGAUGAGAAGCCCCCACAGUUUGUGUGUCGUGAGUGUAAAGAAACCUUCUCCACACUGACCUUGCUGCGCAGGCAUGAGCGCUCACACCCGGAGCUCCGGCCCUUUCCCUGCACACAGUGUGGUAAGAGCUUCUCAGACAGGGCUGGGCUUCGCAAACAUAGCCGCACCCACAGUUCUGUACGCCCCUACUCUUGUCCCCAGUGUCCUAAAGCCUUCUUGAGUGCCAGUGACCUGCGCAAACAUGAACGCACUCACCCUGUGCCCAUUGGGACCCCCAUACCCCUGGAGCCUCUUGUGGCUUUGCUAGGAAUGCCAGAGGAAGGGUCAGCUUGAAGCUCAGAGCUCUCUACCACACUCCCAGGUGCCCAUUUCCAGUCUCCAGAUCCCUGUCGCUGGGCAUCUAGCUCAGCGCUCAAUCCACUAAGAGCGGGGGACAAUGGAGGCUGGUAGCACUUGUGAGAGACACUCAUUAAAGCGCUGGCUUUGACACCAAGCCGUCUUCUGUACUCUGGUUGAGCUAAACUUCAGUGGUAAUCUGGAUUCACACAAAUUAUAAGGGUCUUGGUGGUGGUUUGUUUUGUAGCAGGAUCUCACAGCUUAGCCUGAUCCAGAACUCACUAAUAGCCCAGGCUCACUUUGACCUCAGUCAGUCCCCUGUCUCAGCCUCUCAAGUACUAGGAUCACAGGUGUUUACCACAAGUCGCUCCUAGAAGGGUCUUGAAAUUCACUGUUUGCCAAAGUAUACUUUGGGUUUCUUGUGAAAGAGGUUUCCUGAGUCAGGACAGAAGGUAUCUGUGCCUCUGAGAAUUCUUGGUGAUUAAAAGGUGUAUUGGAGCAUUAGUCCUGCAGUGAACACACCUAUGUGGCUUUGUUUAGCCCACACUCAUGAUCGUGAAACCUUUACUGAGUACUUCUGUCUUUUUGUGGAUAGUAAGCUGGGCUUAAACGGUGAUCUUUUUCUCAGGGCUGGAGAAAUGGUUCCAUUUUUAAAGGCUGAGGCUUACAAUAAAAAAGUACCCAGCUUGUCUCUCCAACUACCUUUAAAAAAAAUUUCCCCCCUCAGGUGUGAGAUAACUAAAAAAAAAAGAUUAUCUUUUUUGUUUAUCACAGUAACAAAUUAGGAGACUUGCUUGGAGGAAAAGAGAUCUCUUCACAUUAAAACCCAUGAACUACAAAGGAAUUAACCUCAUUUAAAAAGUGCUGCCUGGGCAUGGUAGCGCACAUCUUUACUCCCAGCACUCAGGAGGCAGAAGCAGGCAGGUCUCU
Messenger RNA from Onychomys torridus (southern grasshopper mouse), 2964 nucleotides. It is a transcript of the gene Znf668, whose product is annotated as zinc finger protein 668. Gene Ontology annotation, biological process: regulation of transcription by RNA polymerase II. The transcript is spliced from 3 exons. Gene Ontology annotation, molecular function: RNA polymerase II cis-regulatory region sequence-specific DNA binding; DNA-binding transcription factor activity. The coding region runs from base 169 to 2031 and encodes 620 amino acids. Lineage: Eukaryota; Metazoa; Chordata; Mammalia; Rodentia; Cricetidae. The record is from RefSeq and is a predicted model, not a curated record.